Molecule: messenger RNA, 1030 nt
Organism: Thrips palmi
Lineage: Eukaryota; Metazoa; Arthropoda; Insecta; Thysanoptera; Thripidae
Product: deoxynucleotidyltransferase terminal-interacting protein 2-like
Exons: 5
Coding region: 152-934 (260 amino acids)
Biological process (GO): RNA processing
Cellular component (GO): nucleolus
Molecular function (GO): RNA binding
Source: RefSeq, a predicted model, not a curated record
ACCAGUCAAAACUCCCGUAAACAUAACCUUACAGUUUCGUGUCCAUGUGUUGUUGUGACUCGGAGAAGUAUUUGCAAGGACGAGCCAGUUUCUAAAUCUUUAGCUGUACCAAAUACACUCGGUGAUACCACUUGCAUGAGUAUCGGUCAACAUGUCAUUCUUUGUUGACGUCAAAGGUCAAAUUGAUCCUAGUAACAUUAGAUCUAGUGAUGAUGAGAGUGACGAUGAUUUCACAUUUAUUCCUAUGCCACAGAAAUAUAAGCCAGCCACUGUCACUUCAAGGUCCUCAAAGGAUAAAGAAUAUGACUUAGAUGACACAUACUUAGACUUUGGAGAAUUGCCAUCUAAAACGUUACAAUCUCAGCCAUCCAAAAAUUUACAAUUGCGCAGUGAUUCGCCCAAAGUAUCUACUUGUCAAGAAUUACAAUCUUGUGAAAUGGUCAGGCGUCUUGCUGAUCCAGAUAAAGCAUUGGAAAAAAGUGUCCUGCAGCCAGGUCUCGAAAAACUACAUUCACUUCCAUCAUAUGAUGAAGGACGCCGUCUAAUUGCAAGAAAGCGAAAGGAGGAAAGAGCAAAAUCAACUGGCAAAAACUGGUAUAACAUGAAAGCUCCUGAACUUACAGAAGAAAUGAAAAAUGAUCUAGAAAUCCUCAAAAUGCGUUCCUCUCUGGAUCCUAAACAUUUCUACAAGAAAAAUGACUUCAAGACACUCCCUAAAUAUUUCCAGGUUGGGCGUAUUGUUGAGUCUGCUGCUGACUUCUAUCACAGCCGCAUUCCAAAGAAGGAUCGCAAGAAGACUCUUGUUGAUGAACUCCUGGCUGAUGCUGAAUUCCAGAAGUCCACCAAGAAGCGCUAUGCAGAGAUAAUAGCAGACCAGAAGAAGACGCACUACAAAGCACACAGACAAGCAAAGCGACUGAAAAAGAAACAUUAAAUUAACAUUUAAUUAAAAAUUUUGCCUAAACAAUAUUUUUCGCUUUAUCAAAUUUAUAAUAGUGUAAGAAUAAAUAAAAAAAACAUCCUUCUAUAA